AUGGUGGAAGUUAUCGAAGUCUCUCUUGAGGAAACAAACAAGCUACGAGCUCAACUAGGCCUACCUUUGAUUACACCCAAAAGACCAGAACCAAAUGAAGAGCGACGAGAUCUAAGUCUCAAGGAAACGAACAAACUUCGAGCCAAGAUUGGCCUCAAACCAAUCCCAUCGGCUCAACCACCCCAAGCCGAAGCUGCACCACUAUCACCGUCACCACAGACGGAAAGUAGUGAGCAAAUAGAUUACAUGGCCGUCAAGUCACGGGUAUUAAAGGCGCGACAGACCAGUAUCAAGCGCAAGCUUGAACUUGAUUUUGAGAAUGAUGACGACUGGCUAGCGAAUCUAGGUAAGCCAGCUGUCAAAAAAGGAAAAAUCAAGCCGAGAGACAUACCAAACGAUGAUGACCUGGUCGUGGUUCACCACAGCGCUCAAGAAUUGGCUCUGAUGGGUGAGCGUACAGUGUUAACUAUGGGUAAUUCCGAUUUGGUUGAUAGCGAUGAGGAAGUCGGACUUCAUAACGAGCAACUGACACAACGCAAUCACGCAACGUCUACGAAACAGAAGAAUGAAAAUAUCACCACUGUUACGGCCUCAGGAGUUAAUGCCGUUGUUGAUAAUACGGAGACUCUGCCCAGCGCUCAAAAAGCUUACACGCUUGCAGAAUUACUUGAAGAUGACGCCACUCCUGCAGUGAAUAAGGAUUUCAAGCUGUCAAAGAUUAAGAGGCGCAAGAAACACAAAAGUGACAAUGUAAAAGUCACCCGACUCGACGAUGACAUAAAGUUUACUGCCCCUGUACUUUCUACAACAGCUGAUUUUCACGAUACUUGUGAUGAAGAAUUUGAGGCAGCCUUGGCAAAGUCUCGGCGCGUCAAACAAAAGCCGGUGGAUCUAAAGCUGAAGAUAGAGGAGCAUCGCGCGUGGGACGCUUCGGCGGAAGCAGAUACCGCCAUUGCUACGAUCACAUUUGACGAUUCUAGGUUUUUGUCGGACUUAAACUCCCACGAGCUCACGGAACAACCAACCAGCAACGGUAAUAGCGUAAAGCCUAUUAAUGAAGAAGCCGAGACUGACAUGACGUCUAGUGCCACUUCCGAUGAGACUACUCAGGCACAGGGCACAUUUCACUCGGUGGGCUCGAUAAUGAGCCACUUGAGAGCUCAAAAAUCUAUAGAAGAAAUCUCGGAGGAGCGGCAGGCCUCGGCGCGCCGAAUGCGGAGCGCCCAGCAACAUGCUCACAAGCUCAGGCUCGAGGUUGACAUUGAGAAACGAAUGUUACGAGAGGAACUUGCCAAAGACAAACUGUACAUGGCAAUGUCUAAUGAAGCUAAAGAAGAACAUUACGAGAAAAUGUUGGCGAUGAGACUCCAUCAAAAGCAGCUAAUCGCCCCGAAGACCUUGCUCCUGACAGAUGCCAGGGCUUAUAACCCGGUUGUCAAAAUUCGUCAUCUUGAUGACCAGGGCAAUGAGCUUCUGACAAAGCAAGCUUAUAAGCACCAAGCCCGCAUUUUCCACGGGACGGGCACUCGCAAACGGGCACCCCACAAGAACUAA
This is a messenger RNA of Diutina rugosa, 1554 nucleotides long. RefSeq names its product U4/U6-U5 snRNP complex subunit. Gene Ontology annotation, biological process: maturation of 5S rRNA; mRNA cis splicing, via spliceosome. Gene Ontology annotation, cellular component: U4/U6 x U5 tri-snRNP complex. The record is from RefSeq and is a predicted model, not a curated record. The coding region runs from base 1 to 1554 and encodes 517 amino acids. The transcript has a single exon. Lineage: Eukaryota; Fungi; Ascomycota; Pichiomycetes; Serinales; Debaryomycetaceae.